AUGAGCUCGACUAUCCUGCCCCUCGAAUUGAUUGAUCGUUGUAUCGGCUCGCGGAUUUGGGUGAUCAUGAAGACGGGACGCGAAUUUACGGGGAAGCUGCUGGGCUUUGACGACUACGUUAACAUGGUACUAGAAGAUGUAACAGAAUUGUAG
Puccinia triticina is the source of this 153-nucleotide messenger RNA. RefSeq lists its product as uncharacterized. The transcript is spliced from 3 exons. Gene Ontology annotation, molecular function: RNA binding. Lineage: Eukaryota; Fungi; Basidiomycota; Pucciniomycetes; Pucciniales; Pucciniaceae. Gene Ontology annotation, biological process: mRNA splicing, via spliceosome. Bases 1 to 153 code for a protein of 50 amino acids. The record is from RefSeq and is a predicted model, not a curated record. Gene Ontology annotation, cellular component: U4/U6 x U5 tri-snRNP complex; Lsm1-7-Pat1 complex; U6 snRNP.